Trypanosoma rangeli is the source of this 2118-nucleotide messenger RNA. RefSeq lists its product as uncharacterized. The transcript has a single exon. NCBI's taxonomy places the organism in Eukaryota, Euglenozoa, Kinetoplastea, Trypanosomatida, Trypanosomatidae. Bases 1 to 2118 code for a protein of 705 amino acids. The record is from RefSeq and is a predicted model, not a curated record.
AUGAUGCAGCGUACAGUGAGUUGCCUCGGUUACGUUCGUGUUCCGGCUGCCGCCGCAGACAUCAUUGGGACAGGGACACACCGUCAUCACCAUUUGCAUCAGCAGCGUCAGAUCACAACGCGGGGACAAUUUAAUCCGGUACAUGACUUUGCGUAUGCCAUAGAGCGCGGUGUACGCGCGAGGGACGAGAAGGCAUUUGAGAAGCUCAUCACCAAUCCCGGUCCUCUGCGCAUUGCCUAUUCACCCGACUACUUGGACUGGCUUUACCGCUGCUACAAGGCGAAGGUCAAGUACCUGGAUGCACGUGCGGCGGCGGAGAAAAAGUUUAACGGCAACCUCAUUAGCAGCGAAGUGGUGACAAGAUCCUCAGGUGAACCAAACAAUCCCUUGCCGGGUGCCCCACCACCAGGCAUGUUUCUUCGACCCCCACAUUCGUUCCGUCGCAUCUCAGGUGAGAUGAGGCGCAAACAUGCGCAAGAAACCCUUGAUGAGGUUGCCAAGGCGCAAGGGAUGCUUGAUCUUUUUGAGCGUCAGCCACAGUUUCCAGCCAUUCACAUUGAUCGAUGCACGCGCUUUCACCUUGUUGAGUUGUUUAAAGAGAUGGUGCUUGAACGCUCCCUUGAAGCCACUGCAAUUUGGGACAAGGCAUUACUCUAUCGCGCCAUCUUGUCAGAGCGGAAGCCGUCCUACCCAUCUUCAUUCCGUUAUAUCUUUAACGCUGUCGAGGAGACCGUGUUUGCGCCCAGCUCGGUCAACUGCCCCUCACUUGAGGCGUACUACUACUUUUUGUAUUUGGUGAAGAAGUACUACAUUGACAACGCUGUGGAGGCACACGUGGUGUUGCGUUGUCAUCGGGAGCCGAAUAUGUCAGAUUUACUCUUCUCAAAUCCCCCACCGAAGGAUGAUGUAGAGGUGCGACAGGCAAUUGAAACCUUGCGGUCGGCGGAAGCCACUUCUUCUGCCGCUUCAUCCAUCGCAAAUAAGAAUGUGAGCGUGGGUAAUAAUCGCGGCGACACUGAAAAAAAGGACGCCUCUGGCGCUAAGGCGAAAAGAUCUUGUCAAUUUGUACCACCUAGUAUGUAUCCACCCAUUGAAGCGUUGUGGCGUUGUGAGGAGAAUUUGGCGCUGCUUAAGAUCAUUCUCUUUGGUGAGUUCAACUUGAUUGUCUCAGAGAAUCCCUUUGUGAAGUUUCCUGGCGCCCACGCCUUUCUUACAAGGCCCUACUCUACGGAAUCCUCAAAAGGCACAAUUGACGGUGCCAGUCUUGCCCAUGUCAUUGCAGAGAAACGUGGACAUCUGCUUCCUUCAUUUCCACGGAAUGUGGCGUUCGCCAUUGAUGGCCGGGCUCAGGAUUUACGUCGUCUGCAGCAGAAACACCACCGUGAUGACAUCGUCAGUUUUCAGACGUUACUGCGCAGCACGCACGUUGAAGACAAUCCCUCGACCUUUUCUAGUUACUCGGAUUGGAGCUAUUUUAACCCGAGAGCUGUACGUGCAGAGGAGCGUGACAGACUCACACGAAAAGGCAUAGUCGCUCUGAAGGAAUAUGAUUCCGCCACUGAAGACAUUUAUCGGCGUAGCUUUGAGGAUGCACAGGCAAGUAACUUCCAGCGUGUGACGGAGGCAUGGAAUACCUUUCCACCGUAUUUGCCAACACUACCACAUUUUGUUUCCGUCAUUAAAAAAGAUCCUCACAUUUCUUUCCUGUCUCAUGUUGGGUUGCCAGAGAAAAUUGUCAGUGCAGAGGCCGCCGCUAAACAUAAAGAGUUUGAGAGGCGUAUUUACCAACUUGCUCGCGCGUUAUAUCACACGGCUUUGGAGUUUCACAUGGAGACGGUGCGGCGGGUGAAUCGGCAGAAGGUUAACAUCGCGGCCUCCCUCUUGGAUAGUUUUGUUGAGCAAGAAUGGGCAUCCAUGCUACAAGAGAGUGAUUCUUCGGAGACGCUAAUGGGUCAGAGCGCUCUGCCGGAUAAAAAGGCGGAUAUGGCACGGCGACUGGGACGCUACAUGCCUUUUGCGCGCCGCUCACUUGAUGAGCACGGCUUCCCAACGGAUGCCCGCGCUGACGACUACGCACGGUGGAUGGAGGCUCCUGCCCGAGUGAAGAGAACUGCUUAG